Photinus pyralis (common eastern firefly) is the source of this 873-nucleotide messenger RNA. RefSeq lists its product as uncharacterized. The record is from RefSeq and is a predicted model, not a curated record. The transcript has 3 exons. The coding region runs from base 146 to 700 and encodes 184 amino acids. NCBI's taxonomy places the organism in Eukaryota, Metazoa, Arthropoda, Insecta, Coleoptera, Lampyridae.
GAGGGGGCCGAAGUACGAAUGACGUCACAGUGUGCAAGUGACAGCCAUUGAACUGUAUUUAAGGCAGCAAGAUUUAAAUUUGAAACCAUUUUAAAUUGGCUUUUGUGAUAUUUAAAACUUGUUUUCAUUGUGAGAUCAGGUAAAGAUGUCGGGAGGUAUGAUGUGCAGUGUGGCAACCUGCAAAAGUAACAGGCGUAAGGUCACAGGUGAAAGCCUAAAAUUUUUCAGUUUCCCCAAAAACCUGGUAGUACAAAAACAAUGGGUACAAAAAUGCUACCAAAGAGAUAAGUUUGAUACGAAGAAAGAAAAGAUUUGUAGUAAGCAUUUUCAGCCCAGUGAUUACGAGGAUGAAGUGAUGGCUAAUAUAAUGGGAAUUCCUGCCAAAAAACUAAAAAUAGAUGCCAUACCAUCAUUGUAUCUACCAUUUUCUCGUAAAGAAACUAUCACUGAGUCCUCUAGAAAAGAAAGAGCUGCAAGACGAGAAGGAAAGGAUAUAGUACAAGCGUUGAUUCAAGAACCAAGCUUAGAAGUUACUGCUGCGAUUGAAGUUUCACCGAUAGUUGAACCAAUUGAACAAUCACCCAGCAUUAAUAUCUCAGGGACGGUAUUGGACAGUCGUGAUAAUGAGAUAAACAUCCUUAAACUCCCGAACUCAAUGAAAGCUUCAGUUCGGAGAGUACUGCUUCUGAUGCCCCAUUAAGAAAAUCUUGGGUGGAAGAUGAUGGUACUCAAUAUUUAGCAGGAUUUAUUGCUAAGAAAUUUAUACAUAAAUACCCAUACCUAGGUGGGCACAGUUACAAAGAUGAAGAGGCUCUUAAUUUACAUUCUUACGCCAUGCCCUCAUGGGUACAAAGUCUAUCGUUCGGGGGUCUG